ACCGGAGAGCAGCAACUGGUUCGUGUGCCUCGCCGGUGCUGCUGCUGCUGCUGCUGCUGCUGCUGCAACACCUACAACCGACGGAGGAGGAGAGCGGGCUGACUGACACGGUUCACGGCUAAUUUCGGUGGAAUACCGCGGCUCUGAGCUGCUUUUACACAUUUUUUUUUUUUUUUUUACAGGCUUUAAUACUUGAAGACCUGAGCUUCUACGCCAAUGGCAAGUCCGGUUGCAGACAUAGGACAGUCUCAUCAGCAUCACCCUGUGCCCGAGUCGGCCGCAGACUCCGCGUUUCAAGAGGCGCAGAAAUGGAUAGAGGCUGUGACAGGAAGAUGUUUCGGUGACAAAGAUUUCAGAGGCGGUUUGGAGAAUGGGAUACUGCUAUGCGAGUUGCUGAGUUCCAUUAAACCCGGCCUGGUGAAGAAAAUUAACAGACUUCCGACACCCAUCGCUGGCCUGGACAACCUCAGUGUGUUUCUCCGUGGCUGUGAGGAGUUGGGAUUGAAAGGCUCCCAGCUGUUUGACCCUGGAGACCUGCAGGACACAUCGACACGCCCCACCGCCAAGGGAAGUGACUGCAGCCGAAAACUCAAGAAUGUUUUAAUCACCAUCUACUGGUUGGGUCGCGCUGCCAACGGCUGUACCUCCUACAACGGGCCCACGCUGGACCUGAAAGAGUUUGAGGGCCUGCUGUCACAGAUGCGAAAGGAGGCGGAGGAGGCAGAGAGCCCUAAACGCAGCAUCCGGGACAGUGGCUACAUCGACUGCUGGGACUCAGAGCGCAGCGACUCUCUCUCCCCCCCACGCCACGGCCGCGAGGACUCGUUCGACAGCCUGGACUCCUUCGGCUCACGCUCACGACAAACCCCGUCGCCAGACGUCCUGGUCGCCCGCGGCAGCAGCGAUGGUAGCCGUGGCAGCGACUCAGAGUCCGACGGUCCCCCCCACAGGAAGAUGCCAGACAUCCGUAAGGAUGACAUGUUGGCGCGGCGGACGUCCGUCAGCGAGCCGCGAACUGCAAUGCCCUUUAACCAGUACCUCCCCAACAAGAGCAACCAGAGUGGAUAUCUACCCACGCCGCUCCGCAAAAAGAAAGGCGACAAAGAGGAGGGAGGACGCAAGAGCUGGAGUACUGCCACGUCACCUAUAGGGGGAGACAGACCUUUCAGUACUCCAGCUCGCUCGUGCUCAGAGGAACUCUUCCACCAUUCGACGCCUCUAGCAGGAAACGCCACGGCAGCCUCAGCGGUUGCAUCGGCUCCCGUCAACGCGGCCGGGAGACAACCACCUCCAGCGGAGCGGGAGGAGGCGGUCGCUGGUGCGCCGUUCGUGGCAGAUGCGGAGCAGGAGGAGAAGCGGGCCCGUCGAACGCUGACCUCUCCUAAACGCAUCGCCACCCAGAGUCCCUCCCAUUUUCUUCCCGUGCCUGCUGCCAUGGCAACCACUUCAAAAGAAACAACCGGUACAGGCCGGCGAAAGGGCAGGGCACUGAGCGAAAGUGACGACCCGCAGGGAGGGACUUCCUGGUUGGACAGCGGUCUUCCAGCAACAUUCAGCCACACAGAUAGUGUGUCAGAUGACUCACAGAGUGUGAGUAUGAUCGACAUGCGUGGAGAAGAGGAUACCAUCUUGCAGCCCCACAGUCAGGUGCGUCAUGAACUGAUGCACAAUCAGUACAACAGGAUGAAGGAAGAGGAGGAUCACUGGCAGGAUGACCUGGCCCGAUGGAAAAAUCGAAGGAGGAGUAUUUCCCAGGAUCUGAUCAAGAAGGAGGAGGAGAGGAAGAUGAUGGAGCGGCUGAUGUCGGGAGACACCUGCCCCUCCCACAGGAGGAGAAGCAUCAAGACGUACAGAGAGAUAGUGGAGGACAAGGAGCGCCGUGAGGAGGAGCUGCGAGACGCGUACAGGAGAGCCAGAUCCCCGGAGGAGGCGUCAGUCAUCCUCCAGCGCUACGCCCAGCGUUUCUCCAUCAGUGAAGCGGUCCUGGAACGCCUGCAGCUGCCGAAGCUCCUGGAUCGCAGCAUCUCCGCUGACCCCUCCUUCCCCUGCUCGCCCUUCCCUCUCUCCCUCGCCGCCUCCCCGACGACCCCAGACCCCUUCGACGUGGACCCCAAUGGGCCCCUGAGGUAUCUGCGCCAGCAGUCGGCUCCGGCUCCAAAGUUCACGUCCACGCUGGAGGCGCGGAUCGAGGAGUUUCCCAAAGACUUGUCCUCGCACCAGCGGCCUCAGAUUCGCUCCCGCUCAUCCGAGCCGCCAUCCACCCGAGCCCUGUCGCCCAAACCGGUGCCUUUGCUGACACCCAAGCCUUACUUUGAGACCCGAUCCACAGCGGCUGAACCGCGGCCCAGCAAGGCGGACGGUUUGCUUCGAAUCAACGGCAACAUAGGAAGCGACGAUGUUCCCACCACACCUGAGAGUCAAGGAAGGGAAUCACCUCCUCAUUUCCAGGCAUCCCCUUCCAAAACCAGUAACAGCACAGUAGACGCUCGCUCCUCAGCGGCGUCACCCGCACACAGUCCACACGCCUCCCCCGCGGGAGGAAGCCCGGCGUCGACGAAGGCCAAGGAGGAGGUACGAGGCGCCAGUGAAGCAGCGGCUGAGGACGUCAGAGAAGAGAAGAAAGUCGCAGAGCAUUCGACGCCACCGAGUCGGCCCACCUCGCUCCCAACGGAACUGCAGAAGCCGGAGGAAAGCUUUGGGAAGGUUGGAGUCCAGACAGCAGCUGCUCCCGAGGAGAAAAAGUCUGCUGCAGCUCAACCAGCACCAGCUUCAGAAGCCAAACAAGAACAAGAAAAGGCUGAACCAUCUGAUCAAAGCAUCUCCAGUCUUCUCCAGUCGGGCGUCGGCACGCAGCAAAGUCAGACGGUGACUUUACAGACAACUGUCCCCACUCCCCAGGAGCUGUCACGGAGAAGAGAGAACGUACCGAGCUUACCCGCACCAGGAUCGUCUGGGUAUCACCCGCCGCGGGAAACGACGGCAGAGUUUGCAAACAGUGUCAGGUCUCCGCUGGCAACCAGCAACCCUAAGUUACGUUGGGAGUUCUUCGCUCCACCAGAAGAGGCAGAAAAGGAUCGCCGUGGAAACGUGUCAGUGCCGGUGUUGCCCCAGGCCAGGCGGGGUGACCGCUGGUCUUGGGACCCGGAUGAGGAGCGAAAGCGUCAGGAAAGGUGGCAGCAAGAGCAGGAGCGCAUGCUGCAGGAGAAGUACCGGCGCGAGCAGGAGAAGCUGAAGGAGGAGUGGGAGAAAGCGCAGAGGGAGGUGGCCGAGGAGGAGAGGAAGUACCAUGAGGAGGAGCGUAAGAUACUGGAGGAGACUGUGGCGCCUCUCACUCCCCGCUCCUCAGCCCUGCCCUCCCCCAGCCGAGGGGAGCUGUCCUCCACCGCCGCGCCCCAGGACACCAUCGUCCGUUCGCUGGCUGACUGGGAACGUAAACAAGAACUUCUGGAGAGGCAGUCGAGGGGGAGCACGGAGAGCGUGGAGGCGAAACGGAGGGAAAAUGACAGGACCAGUGACAUCAGCACUGCUGACGACAGCAUGAAGACAGCAAGAAGCUCGUUGAGUCAGAGCAGCAGUCAGACAGGAACACUCACAGCUCACAGUUUGCAGAACGGCCAGAAACUUCCUGCGGUGUCGGCCAAAUCCUCAACUCCGGUGAAGAAGCAACAAGAUCUCACAGCAGAAAGCAACAAGCCCAGCCGGCCUGCAGGAGACAGGAGGAGUGGUCCCAUUGAUAAUAACAUGAGCCGCAGCUCAUCAAAGCCUCCUGCAGCAUGUUCCCCAACUCCAGACACACUGCCUCCAACUCCCAACAGGUCCGUCAGUGGGAAGAAGCUGUGCUCCAGCUGUGGGCAGCCGCUGGGAAAAGGGGCGGCCAUGAUCAUAGAGACCCUCAGCCUCUACUUCCACAUCCACUGCUUUAAGUGUGGGGUGUGUAAGGGACAGUUAGGCGACACGACCACGGGGACGGACGUCCGAAUUAGAAACGGCCUCCUCAACUGCCACCAGUGCUACAUCCGCUCCCGCUCGGCCGGACAGCCCACCACAUUGUGACGCUCAACAGAAAAGCACAAGGUUCACGGAAGAUACCCCCACCCGCACCCCCCCAUCCCCAUUUUAACCCGAUUAUCUGCAAAUCGUGUCCUUCACAGCGUGUCGGGAUCUCUGCAUCCUCUGCAGCUCAAUAACCCAUGAAGAUUCAUCAUGUCGGGCCGAAUGGGGAUCUGGGAACAGUCAGACGUUUCAAACAAAAAAAAAAGAAAAAAAAAAAAAUAUAUAUAUAUAUAUAUAUAUAUAUAUAUAUAUUCUUCGUGUUUAUGUCAUCUGAUACGUGAGUGAAAUCUGGAUGCGAUUGGUCCACGUACCACCACACAGACUCUUGUUUCAUCAUGCAGCGAGAGAGAGAGAGAGAGAGGGGGAGAGAGACUGUUCCGGGGCGGCGGCCAUGUUGAAAAGAAAACACAAUAACAUUUACAGAUGCUUCAAACACAGGCAGGCUGUGUUGACCCCCCCCCCCCCCCCCCCCGCCACUAUACUGUCAGAAUGAACACACAGAAAGAGAAUAUGGUGUGAAGUCGGUUCAGAUCUAAGUUUCCUAGAUGGAAAAUAUUUACCAUUGAGUUCCAUAUGAUGGAAAUGCAAAUAUGUCAUAUAGUUAUUGAAUCAAUUUUUAUCAUUUAACAAAAGUUUAUUUUCUUAAUUUGAGAUGAAGCUAGAAAAAAAAAAUAUGGAAAGAUACGCAGUGAGGCAGCUCAGAUUGGACGUUUUAAUUUCUCUAAACAGGCUGGAUCUGAAAAAUAUUAUUAAUUUGAUUUCCCCUUAAUGAAGUACUAGAUUAAAACAAAACAAUAUACAAGCUUCAUUUAGAAAAGUGCAGUGAAGGUCACUAUAAACCCUCCGUUUAGAUCCACAGGCUCAAUAAAGAGUAAGUUGCUGUUAUUUGACCCUUUCGGCCCAAACAGUGAUCUCUCGUGUCUCUCGUUCUGUGCUCAGAAUAAAAUGAUCUUUAUAAUAUAAACACAUUAUUAUGGAUGUAGUUCAUCGUUAGGGCAAUAACACGACUCGUGAGCUGUUGUUGUGCGUCUGGGUCGCAGCAGGUUGUUCCUCAGCGGGUCAGCUUGGAAAGUCAGGACUUUAAUGUGCCUUAGGAAAGAAAGGUGAUGCAGGAAAGAAAACACCAGCUCUGUGGUGUUUUAUUUCUCCUUUUUUGUUUUUUAUCAUUAUUAUUUUUGGGGUGGAGGGAGGGAUUUGGCCAAAUUUGAACUCUUAGAACUGCAGACAGUCGGGCUGCAGCCCUCCCUUACAUCACGCUUUACUUCAGUUGAUAAGUACAGUUUUAUUUUCACAUGAACAACAACCUUUGAUUUCACAUUUCUCCCCUGUGAUUCCUCUGUGAUUUGCAGUGAUAAACCCAGUGCAAAGAAAGGAACACACUUGUUGUCUAUCUGGAAGAAUACACAGUAUAGAGUAUAUAUACACUGCAGGGGGAAACCAUUGAUUGAACUUUGAAUGUUUUACUCUAGAGCGAUAUAGACUUCUGUAUGCUAUUAAUUGAGGUAAUUUUGAUAAUUGCUCAGUGGUAGGGUUCAUUUAUAAAAUAAAAAUGAAAAAAAAUAAAAUAAAAACAUAAAAAUCAGCAGUACAUGUUACAUCUAGUUAAGCAGCAGAGGUAAUAUGAACACACAUACCAGCAGCAGUUGCACCUGUGCAAUAUUUGGUUGGAUGAAAACUAAAGAUCUGUGCCGCCAGCUGGACAUUUUAAGUCACUUGCUUCUUUUCUUUUUAUGAUCUUGUAUGAGAAGAGCUCGGUUAUGUAUUGUGGAUGUUUUAAAAACAAAAAAAAAACAAAAAAAUGCACGUUUAAGCCUAAAACCAAAUGAUUUGCUGUAUGAAAGCAAACUAGCAGCCUCCUCCUCCUCUUCCUCUUCCUCUUCCUCCUCCUGAACUGCGUCCUAUAGCCAAGCUUCUCCUCCGGGUUCAUCUCUCUGAUCUCCAGUAUUUUUAAGCUUCUGUUCCGAUUGUGUAUUUUAUUUUUUAUCCUCAUUUAGUUAAUGAAUAAAUCUCGGCUGAGUCUCUUAUAGCGGGAUCUUUGAGACGGAGCUCUGUAUCCAGACGGUCUUCUUUCACAGGAUAGUUGGGGAAUGAAAACCUUUACGUCUGUUCUGUAUUUAUUGUAAUAUUCACCUGAACACUAUCCGAAAUAUAGAUUAAUUUGAUGUUUAAAUGCAAUGGCAUUUAUAGCAUACUGUAUGUUUAUAAAUAAAAUGUUAUAAAUUAAAAA
Messenger RNA from Seriola aureovittata, 6280 nucleotides. Its product is annotated as LIM and calponin homology domains-containing protein 1-like. The transcript is spliced from 28 exons. Gene Ontology annotation, cellular component: stress fiber. The record is from RefSeq and is a predicted model, not a curated record. Bases 217 to 4053 code for a protein of 1278 amino acids. Gene Ontology annotation, molecular function: myosin II head/neck binding. Gene Ontology annotation, biological process: positive regulation of stress fiber assembly; regulation of focal adhesion assembly. Lineage: Eukaryota; Metazoa; Chordata; Actinopteri; Carangiformes; Carangidae.